GAAGAUUUCAAAUUCAAUCAUCAAUCAUCCCUUUUGAAUGAUCGAUCCUUGCUCCUGAAAUUUGUUGUUGAUCCUUUUGAAUUUGAGGCGGAGAUCUCGAAGAUGAAGCAGCUUCUGUGUUAUCUUCCAUGGCUGCUUCUUUCUCUUGUGGUUUCCCCUUUUAGCGAAGCUCGAUUCGUGGUGGAGAAGAAUAGUUUGUCGGUGACUUCGCCGGAGAGUAUAAAGGGGACACAUGAUAGUGCAAUUGGUAACUUUGGGAUUCCUCAGUACGGUGGAAGUAUGGCUGGUACGGUGGUUUAUCCUAAAGAGAAUCAGAAAUCGUGUAAGGAAUUUAGCGAUUUCUCGAUUUCGUUUAAGUCUCAGCCUGGUGCUUUACCUACUUUCCUCUUGGUUGAUCGUGGAGAUUGUUUCUUCGCUUUGAAGGUCUGGAAUGCACAGAAAGCUGGUGCUUCUGCGGUUCUUGUGGCUGAUAAUGUUGAUGAGCCUUUGAUUACAAUGGAUACACCUGAAGAGGAUGUUUCUUCUGCAAAGUAUAUUGAGAAUAUUACUAUACCUUCUGCUCUUGUUACUAAAGGUUUUGGUGAAAAGCUGAAGAAAGCGAUUAGUGGAGGUGAUAUGGUUAACUUGAAUCUUGACUGGAGAGAGGCUGUUCCACACCCUGAUGACCGUGUUGAGUAUGAGUUGUGGACUAAUAGUAAUGAUGAAUGCGGGGUUAAGUGUGACAUGUUGAUGGAAUUUGUGAAAGAUUUUAAGGGUGCGGCGCAGAUUCUUGAGAAAGGAGGUUUCACGCAGUUUAGACCUCAUUACAUCACUUGGUAUUGCCCUCACGCUUUCACGUUGAGCCGACAGUGCAAGUCUCAAUGUAUCAACAAGGGAAGAUACUGUGCUCCUGAUCCAGAACAGGACUUCAGCUCAGGAUAUGAUGGAAAAGACGUGGUUGUGGAAAAUUUGAGACAGCUUUGUGUUUUCAAGGUGGCAAAUGAAACCGGCAAACCCUGGGUCUGGUGGGAUUAUGUCACUGAUUUCCAGAUCAGAUGUCCCAUGAAGGAGAAGAAAUAUAACAAAGAUUGUGCUGAGUCUGUUAUCAAAUCUCUUGGAAUCGAUAGUAGAAAGAUUGACAAGUGUAUGGGAGACCCCGAUGCUGACUUGGACAACCCUGUUCUAAAGGAAGAACAAGACGCUCAAGUUGGCAAGGGUACAAGGGGUGAUGUUACCAUAUUGCCUACCUUAGUUGUCAACAACAGACAGUACCGAGGCAAGUUGGAGAAGAGUGCAGUACUCAAGGCUCUAUGCUCUGGUUUUGAGGAGUCAACUGAACCAGCUAUAUGCCUCAGCACAGAUAUGGAGACAAAUGAGUGCUUAGAUAACAAUGGUGGUUGUUGGGAAGAUAAAUCAGCCAACAUAACUGCUUGCAAGGAUACGUUUCGUGGAAAAGUAUGUGUGUGUCCUAUAGUUGAUGGUGUGAGAUUCAAAGGGGAUGGUUACAGCCACUGUGAGCCAAGCGGGCCAGGGAGAUGUACAAUCAACAAUGGAGGUUGUUGGCAUGAAGAGAGAGAUGGACAUGCGUUCUCUGCUUGUGUGGACAAGGACAGUGUGAAAUGCGAGUGUCCUCCAGGAUUUAAAGGAGACGGUGUUAAGAAAUGUGAAGACAUUAAUGAGUGCAAAGAGAAGAAAGCCUGUCAGUGCCCGGAAUGUAGCUGUAAGAACACUUGGGGAAGUUACGAGUGUUCUUGUAGUGGGGACCUUCUCUACAUGAGAGACCAUGACGCUUGCAUCAGCAAGACGGGUUCACAAGUGAAAUCAGCGUGGGCGGCCGUUUGGCUUAUUAUGUUAUCAUUGGGACUUGCAGCUGCUGGUGCAUACCUCGUUUACAAAUAUAGAUUGAGGCAAUACAUGGACUCAGAGAUCAGAGCUAUAAUGGCACAGUACAUGCCACUGGACAGCCAACCCGAGGUCCCGAACCACGUGAAUGAUGAACGUGCCUGAGAAAGCGAAAUGGUCCAUCUAUUUAUUCCCCCGGAAAGGAAUCAAGGCGAAGCGUUCUUUUAAUUGAUGUGGCCCUUGAUGCCGGUGUUGUUUUUUUCGCAUCUGUAUCUCUGUAACUCUUUGUACCAAACAGUGUAUCCUAUGUUCUUGUCACUUGUGUGCAUGUGACUUCUGUAAUAGGGAAACUUCGAUGUAGCUUCGGAGUACUGGACAAGCUAGUCAAUAGAAUCAAAACAUCAAAGUUUU
This is a messenger RNA of Arabidopsis arenosa, 2232 nucleotides long. NCBI's taxonomy places the organism in Eukaryota, Viridiplantae, Streptophyta, Magnoliopsida, Brassicales, Brassicaceae. The record is from the annotation of a GenBank genome assembly.